Messenger RNA from Aureobasidium pullulans EXF-150, 7518 nucleotides. RefSeq names its product putative cell morphogenesis protein. The transcript has a single exon. Gene Ontology annotation, cellular component: site of polarized growth; cell cortex. The coding region runs from base 1 to 7518 and encodes 2505 amino acids. Gene Ontology annotation, biological process: cell morphogenesis. The record is from RefSeq and is a predicted model, not a curated record. Lineage: Eukaryota; Fungi; Ascomycota; Dothideomycetes; Dothideales; Saccotheciaceae.
AUGAAUACUCCCCAAAAUGCCUCGCCCUCGCUGAACGACCCGGGCGAGAGCUUGGAAGCCUCGCAGACUUCGGCCUCUGGAAUCGUAACCGCUUCGGCAUCCGCUGCCUCAUCCACCACCCGAGGGAGGGCCCCCAGUGCCGCUUCACGCGCCCCGUCCUCGCGCGCACACACACCCGCCGCCCAGAGCGAGUCCGUCGAGCGCAAGAAUUCCGUGUCGUAUGGUCACCACCGCCAGACAUCCAUUGUCCACGGCUAUCAACACUCUCGCAACCCAAGCCAUGUCUCUUCCACCGGCGCCAGUCCCAUUAGUCCCGGAAUUAUCCUGGCCCAAGGAGCAAAAGAUGUACCCAUCCUGCGCCAAAGCCCCUCGUCCUCGACCUUGAAUGCGCCUGCAGACCAGGUUCCUCUACGUCGUCUUGAACGCAUGCAUAGUGGUAGAAUCAAGCGUGAGCAUGAAACUCAUCUGCAUCAUCACCAUCAUCACAACCACCGCCAUCACCGCUCGCGUUCGCGCCAACAUCACCAACAAGAGCCCACUACUGUUGGGGAAUACGCUCUUCACCAUUUGUUGAAUGAGUUCAUCAGCGAAGCCAACGAGAAGAUCAAUCGCUGUGUCUCGGAGCUUGAUGAUGCCUUGAUCAGAGUCGAAGCCAUAUGUGGCCCUGGUGCCGACCACGCCUUUGACCAGCUGAUCAAGGCUCUUGGUCACAUUGUGCGCCCUCGCCCGAAGCCUCUGAUAGAUGCUCUGAUGAUAUGGCGCAAGUCCAAGAGCGAUGAGAUGAGCCCUAUCCAUGCCCAGUUGCAAGCCGCCCGCGCUCAGGCUGCCAAUAACUCUGCUACCAUUCGUCGUGCCGACAUCUCACAGAUCAGUACGAACAGCAGUUCUGCCUCGCUCCCUUCACAUACGGAUCCAGCUGCUAUUGCGACACUCGAGCAGAAUCUUCGCCAGGGCGAACGUCGUUCGGCAAUCUCGGUAUAUAUCCUUUGCCGUGUGCUCAUGCAAGUCAUAUCUCAAUGCACGUUGGCCGCCUUGACGAACGAUAUUGCAGAGAGGCUCGAGGACGUCAUAUAUGGCCAAUUGCGCAACUUUGAUUCUGAGGCUCUAGCAUAUUCGGCUCUCAAACAGUCACAGUGGAACAUGUUUGGCCAGCUUUUGGGGAUCAUGGGAAAUUUGCGCUUUGACAAAGUCGCCGAUCGAUAUGUUUCGGAUCUGGAAACUGCACAGAGACGUUUAUCAGUCAAAGGUAAUGCCGACAGGGACCUUGAAAAUCGCACAGCUCUCCUCGUACACAGUAUGCGAUGGCUCAAAAUUCAAACUAAGCCCGAACCCGCGUGGGAUAAGUCCUGUGAUCUGCUUAAUCUCCUGGCCGGCUUCUUUGCAGGUGUACAUGGGAAGCCGGUAAAAUAUGCAUAUUGCCAACUUUUCGAGGAUUUGUUGCUGCCGGUUGCAAGUAAGGCUACCACCGAACUUAAUUCGCCCAAAUGGAGGCAAAUUUUGGACAUCCUCAAAGUCAGACUAAAUCAGCUGCUCGCGAAGCCCAAGCACUGGGCUCAAGCUUUCCCUAUACUUGCUGUAACUAUUUGCGUAUCACCCAACGAUGUCUUUCAGCAGCAGUGGCUUUCGACUGCCCUUCACCAGUUACAGCCAAAACUGAAAGAACGUACCACACGUGGUCAUGCCCUGAAAGCAUUGUGUCGUCUUGUUUGGGUAUAUCUAUACAGAGCUCCCGAGACCCAGCUCACGACGUUCAAGAAACUCGAAGACAUAAUUCGAAUGGUUUUCAUGACGGGCAAGAAGUCGCUACUGUCUACAGAGCCGUCUAUCGCCGAUCCCCUCAUACAACUCAUUCGUAUCAUUGGGUUCAAGCAUCAAGAUCUCUGCUUCAGAUCCAUCAUUUUCCCCUUGAUGAAUGCAGAUGUCAUAAUAACCGGUCGAGACCGACGGAUCGAGAAUCUCGAUCCUGAAAAAAUGGUCAUCGCAAUUCGCGCCUUUCUUGCCAUCAUGACUGAUUUAGAAAAGGGUGAACAACCGCCGUUCCCCGUCAGCUUUGAGUGCGACGCACUCACAGAUCCGUUCUCAAGAUCGCCCAACUCUCACAGACGCUCCUUGUCUCAGAGUCAGCCUCCUGUCAACGGUGCCAAAGUUGAACGAUUGUCCAAGCCUGUCAUGACAGCAGGAUUCGGCGACGUUGCAAAAGAGUCGUAUGUCAAGUUUUGCAAAAUUCUAGGCGAGAUUACCAUCAUCUGCGACGAAACGUUUGGUGGGCAAAAGGUCCUGGACGAGAAGUUCUCUGCUCAAGCUAUACCCAAAACACCCAUGGCAGAUGCUUUCAGUUUCAGUCGAAGGGAUGAACUCUUCAACUCACCCGAGGUUCGCCAAAACUUCUAUGAUCUCCUCCAUGUUGCAGUUCAAGCCCUCCCUCGGUGCUUGUCUCCCCAGAUUCCUCUGAAAAACCUCAUCAACCUGUUGUGCACCGGAACUGCUCACGUGCAGAACCAUAUCGCUUCAUCAAGCGCACAAUCUCUCAAGUCAAUCGCCCGCCAGUCUCACGCCCAGCUGGUAACAAUUGGCUUUGCGCGUUUCAUAUUCAAUUUUGACGACCGGUACGCCACUGUCUCUGCCGGCAGUCUUCUUGGCCAUGGUCAUAUAGAAAGCACCUUGCGUCUCUACGUUGAGCUGUUAGAGAUAUGGAUCGAAGAACUGAAGUCACAGCCACAAAUGGCAACACCCGAUCUUCAUGACGAUGACUUUUCUCGUGGAAUGCCCUCGGAUCUCAAUCGCUCAAGAGUUUUUGCCCACGUGGAUGAGAUCGAGUCGCACGGCCUCUUUUUCCUGUGCUCGCCCUCGCGCCAUGUGCGAGCGUACGCCGUCAGGGUCCUCAGUCUCAUCACAAAAUUUGAUACUGCACUUGGCCAGCCCUCUACACGAAUCAUCAGCGUCCUUGAGGGUAGCUCACAGCAAGUCAUCGAUGUCAACGACGAGAAGCUCUCUUUGGCCGAGCGCAGCCGUUUGCAGAAAGGCCUUAGAGCGAGCAAUAUGAACAACACCCUCGUUGAGCUUUGUAGUAGCGACACAGUCCAUGAUCUGACAUUGUGGUCCAAGGCUUUUCCCAACUUGAUCCGUCUGAGCUCGCAAAUCUGUCCUCAAGCUGUACUUCUGACACGAGACAUUGUCUGUGCACGUCUCUCACAUGCCCACAGAAUCAUCGGCACACUGGCCGAGGGUCCUCGAAUCAACACAUACGCAGCUUUGGAAACUGCCUUCUCCCAUCGCAUGGUAGGGAGAACAGCUUUUAGUCCUCCCGAAGUCACUAUAGAGCAAUGGAAGCUUCAUCUGAUCUUUGCAUGCACGACUCUCACGAACAGCGGUGGCUCGCAACAGGCCCCUGUCCCAAGCCAAAGCUCUCAGCACUCACGCAAAGGCUCCAAAGCCUCUACCAUUGGCCAAGAGAAGAUCGGAUCCGCUUGCGAGUUGUUCACAAAAGUUGUCCCAUUCUUGUCUGCUAUACAUCCUGGUGUACGAGAGGCAGCUGUUCACGGGCUGGGAGCCAUCAACACCAAUCUCUUUAGGCCAUUGCUAGAAGCCCUUCAGCCGUCAGUGGCUACUUGCAGCGAGGAUGCCAAGCAAUGGCUGACAGCCCAUCAACGAUCAGUAAGCAGUCCCCGACGAAGCAGGCGAAGUGAUACACUGCGUACCGAGCUCACCCAUCUUUAUCAACUGACGUCUCACUGCCUGUUUGAGACUGAGAUCUACAAUGACGAGUGGAUACUGCAAAAUCUCGUCAGUUUCACAAAAGAUCUACGGAUCUUCCUCAAUGAUGAAGAUGUCCAAAAUCAAUGGGACUUUCAGAAACUGCGUACCUACUACUGUGGUCUCGUCGAAGUGCUGUAUGAAGGCAUCCACAAAACGAAGGAUCCAGUCAGAUGGAUGCCAUUCCACGCAAGAAAGGCAGCCUUCUCUAUGAUGGAAGACUGGUGCGGCUUUUCUCCAAAUCAGACGCAGAUACGACAGAAAGAAAAUCACAUGAGAAAGUCUAUUCUCGACCAGGAACAAGAUUCUCGCAAUCGUGGAAACGUUACAGCCAAGUUGGAGAUCGAAAAAAAGGACUUGCGGACUUCAGCUCUUAGCGCCAUGGCAGCACUCUGUGCAGGUCCGGUCAUGGUCUCUACCGAUGGUCAAAUCACUAUGCAGUUUGAUGUUCGCCGCAUGCUCAAAUGGAUUGAUGCCAUCUUCGAUUCAGCCAGCGACCGAACGCAUGCGACAGGUCGUCGAGCUCUGAAAAACCUUCUGCUUUGCAACAAGGAACACGGUUUCCUUUUGUCUCAUUCGAUCGAAGAAUGCUAUCACGCCAAAAAUCCCAAGGCACUCUUCAGUUACUUCUCCGUGGCCACCCAGGUCCUGACGGAUGGCGCUGACGAUAAGAUACCCUUUUGGAAGAUCCUGAGUGCCGCCUUGUAUACUCUUGGCAAUGAGAACAGUGAAAUCCGCAUGAAAUCCGCGCGGUUGUUAAGGACACUUGAGGAGCGUUUGGGCAAGAACUCAAAGCUGCAAGAUCUAGACAUCAGUAUCUCAGAUAAGACAACCGCGGUCUACAAGCUGGCACAAUUCGACAUCUCUCGCAGACUAGCCAAACAACAUGCAGACAUGGCGUUCCAUGUAUUCUCAGAGUUUACCAGAUACUUUGGAGGUCUUGUACCCGACCACCAACGUAACAUGGUCGCAGCUAUGUUGCCGUGGAUUCAGACCAUCGAACUUCAGUUGCUCCCAAGCGGUGGGCCUACUGCUAGCUCUUACAUGUUGAUGGUCAAUCUUUUUGAGAUCACAGCAAGAAGCAGCAGUGUCUUGCACAACGAGAUUCAAGCUCUGUGGCAAGCUCUCGCCACAGGUCCUUACGGUGGUAAUGUGCAGGUCGUUUUGGACUUCAUCAUCGCGAUAUGUUUGGAUCGACGAGAACAGAAUUUUGUUGAUUACGCCAAGCAGAUUGUGGUGUUCCUCUCUACCACAGCAGCUGGCCUCAAGGUUGUUGAGUUCCUCUUGCUGCAAAUUACUCCCAAAUCUAUGAUUGCCGAGAAACGACCACCUCCACCAAUUCCUCAAGAUAUGACAGGUUUACCAUACAUUGCAGAUCUAGCUCAGGUACUACCGAUUGGUAACCGCCAGUCUGGCCUGUCUCUUGGUCAAUUGGCAUUGAUGCUUCUUGUCGAUCUCGUGGUUUCCCCAGUACAGCUCCCCAAGAACAAGAUACCCCUUCUCCUACAAGUAGUGGUUGUCCAAUGGGACCAUUAUACGCCGCUAGUCCAAGAUCAAGCACGAGAGAUGCUUGUGCAUAUGAUCCACGAGAUUGUCAUCUCAAAGAUUGGACCAGCUCAUACCGGGCCUGACAAGCAAAGCAUAGAAGAUCUGAUUGAGUCGAUAAGACAACAUGAUCCCAAGGUUGUUUGGUCCUACGAGGAAACCGACAAUACUGGUCCUGGGAGUGCCUCCAACGGUGUUCCCGAACCAAUGAUCUUCGUUAUUGAGGAGGUGGUUCGCGUGCUGAGCUUCUCGUAUGAUGAUCCGUCGGUUGGCGACGAUAUACGCAGAGAUUGGGCGCGAAUGAGUCUGGUCUGGGCUACGACAUGUGCGGUUCGUCAUGUAGCAUGUCGCUCGUUCCAGAUCUUCCGCUGUAUCAUCGAUUCACUUGACAGACAGAUGAUGGCAGACAUGCUGGCUCGUCUGACGAACACCAUUGCUGACGAUGAAAACGAUUGUUUGACCUUCUCUCAAGAGAUCCUCAUCACGUUGAGGACCAUCAUCAGCGCCCUUGAGCCCGAGGACCUUAUCCAAUAUCCACAGCUGUUCUGGACCACGAGUGCCUGCUUGGAUACUAUCUUCGAACAAGAGUUUCAAGCGAGUCUUUCCAUGCUUGAUCGACUUUUGGACAAACUGGAUCUGAGUGACCCUGCAGUCAUCAAGCUCUUCAACGAGAACAAACCCGCAAAGUGGGAUGGGGAAUUUGAGGGUCUCCAGCCACUGGUAUACAAGGGCUUGAGAUCCAACGUCUGUCUGGAUCGAUCGUUGGAGAUGUUGGAGAGAAUGAUCAAGCUGCCGUCGAGCAGUCUGAUUGGCGGCGACACCCGCUUACUGUUUACACUUCUUGCGAACCUUCCUCGAUAUUUACAUCGUUUUGAGGAUGACAGCAGCGAUCAGACUUGCUUCGAAUCUGCAGAUUCUCUUGCAGCGGUUGCUGAAGCCCAGCAACUACCUGAUCUGGCGUAUGCGCUCGAUGGAUAUGCCAACCAACGAUACCGCAAUUCCAAUGACUUCCUGACACAAGUUGUGUCUGCGGCCAGAGCUGCCUUCUUCCCAGCCAUGGAGUACCAGAGUUUGGUUUUUCUCAUUGGCCUACUGAACAAUCAAACCCCGUGGUUUAGAGUCACAGUAAUGCAACUGUUGUGUGUUCUCAUCCCACAAAUUGAUAUGAGACGACCCGAGAUAGUAUCACAAGGGCCAGAUCUGAUAUCCCCUCUCUUGCGACUUCUGCAAACCAGCUAUUGCCAGCAAGCUCUCGAUGUACUCGACAACAUCAUGUCCGUUACAGGCACGCCUCUUGACAACAAGCACUUGCGCAUGAGCAUGGCCGGGUCUCAUUCAACACGCGCAACGCGUAAAGAGUACGACAGUACCAAGAGUCUCUACGGUAUUCCCGAAGAAUCUGGAUGGUCAACACCAAUGCCGGCCAUCCAAGCUGAGCGGGCACGCAAGAACGUCAUGGCCGUCUAUUACACCUGCCUUGACACGACUAUGGCAGACGGCACAGAGAUCACCAGCACACCUGAUGUAGCAUUCACCGAGGACCAGUAUGGAUCCUACUUCGAUCGUUCAGUAUCAGCAUCAGAUUCGAUACGCGCUGACGGCAGUAUGAGCGAACUUGUAUUGAAGCUCGACAGCUUGGACGACUUUUUUGACGAUCGUAAAGCCACCACGACCAGAGAAAAGUCCCGCGGCUCAAUCGAAGACCGCGAGAACGUCUACGAGCAGCAGACAUUGCCAAUUUUGCAUAAAUCACUCAAACGCAAUGCCUCUGUCACAUCCUUCCAGAAUGGGUUUUCAGAUGCGAGGUUCCGCGAGCCUCUCGUCAUGAACCCUGGCGCCUUCGCAUCGAACCCGGCAAUAAUAGCAACGAGGCCAGCGCUGCACGCGAGAUCAGUGACCUCACCGAUGGCAGCAAUGAACCAUAUGCCCCGAGUGAUCACAGAUCUGCAGUCUGGCGAAGACACCGGUGACGAGCCCUUCUCGGAUGAUGAUCUCUCGAUAUCUCGCAUGGCAACCUCGGACGACUCACUUUCAAUCCACAGCAGCAAUUCGCGCAACCCAUCCGCAGCUGGACUUCGAGCUGGCUUCAGAUCUGGAAUGAGAAGGCUCACUGGAGGGACGACAGAUCGCAGAGACGUGAAGGGAUUGGUUCGGCUGAGCCCUAAGGUACCACGAGUGCCGACAGUAUGGUUGAGUAACCCAAAGAGUUCGGAGCUUUGA